AUGGAGGUUUUAGUGGGUCCCACUUUCACCAUAGAUGUUCCUCCAACUCCAUCUCCGCCGCCUUCCGAUCAGACCGACCGCCGCCUCUUCAUAAAUGAAGAUGAAGUUCCGGCAACUUUCCGGAUCUCGGGACCACCGAAGUUUUUCGGCGGCGGUUCGCCGGAAAGUUCGUCGUCCAUCGGGAGUCCCGAUGAUAGUGACAACGAUGAAGAAGUGCAGAGUCAGAUGAAGACAAGAAGUGGAUUGGGUUCGUUGGAUUCUCUAGAAGACUCUCUCCCCAUCAAGAGGGGAUUAUCGAGUCAUUUUGAAGGAAAAUCAAAGUCAUUCACAGAUCUAUCACAAGUAAGAAAUUUAACCGAAUUGCGAAAGCAAGAGAGUCCUUUCAACAAGAGAAGAAGGGUUCUGAUUGCUUCUAAAUUUUCGAGGAAAUCGUCUUUCUAUUCAUGGUCAAACCCUAAAUCCAUGCCUCUUUUUCCUGUGAAUGAGGAUCAUGAUGAUGAUUAUGGUGAUGGUUAUUAUGAUUAUGAAGAAGAGGAAAAGAUCAGAAAAGUUUCAUCCUCUUCGUCUUCUUCUUCCUUGGGAGAGGAGAAGAAACAAGAAGAUCAAGUUCAGAUUGGUCAUGGUAGAAUGCAUGAAUCUUAUGCGGCUGAAAUGAGGCUUAGACUUAGGAGCUUUAAGUCAAGAAGCUUUUCUCUUGCAGAUCUACAAGAACAUGAUGAUGAGGAAGAUGAUGAAGAUGGAGAUGAUUAA
Vicia faba (fava bean) is the source of this 750-nucleotide messenger RNA. NCBI's taxonomy places the organism in Eukaryota, Viridiplantae, Streptophyta, Magnoliopsida, Fabales, Fabaceae. The record is from the annotation of a GenBank genome assembly.